This is a messenger RNA of Caenorhabditis remanei, 552 nucleotides long. RefSeq lists its product as uncharacterized. The transcript has 2 exons. The record is from RefSeq and is a predicted model, not a curated record. Lineage: Eukaryota; Metazoa; Nematoda; Chromadorea; Rhabditida; Rhabditidae. Gene Ontology annotation, molecular function: serine-type endopeptidase activity. The coding region runs from base 1 to 552 and encodes 183 amino acids. Gene Ontology annotation, cellular component: membrane; signal peptidase complex.
AUGAAGUUCCUUCCGGAUGUCGCGAUGUUCAGCGAAAUUCGACAGAUGAAUGUCCGUCAGCUGCUCUACCAAUGCCUCAACUUCGCAAUGGUAGUCUCAUCUGCUCUGAUGAUUUGGAAGGGAAUGAUGGUGUUGACUGGUUCGGAUUCUCCUGUUGUCGUCGUACUCUCCGGAUCGAUGGAGCCUGCAUUCUAUCGUGGAGACUUGCUCCUUCUCACCAAUGACCAGAGUGACCCAGUACGCGUCGGAGAUAUCACUGUUUUCAAGGUCGAAGGAAGAGAGAUUCCAAUUGUUCACAGAGUCAUCAAGGUUCACGAGAAGACUGCCGAUAACACAAAGAUUCUGACGAAAGGAGAUAAUAAUCAAGUCGAUGAUCGUGGUCUCUAUGCUCCAGGACAGCUUUGGCUUAGCCGUACCGAUGUUGUUGGUCGUACGAAAGGACUUCUUCCAUACGUCGGAAUGGUUACUAUCAUCAUGAACGACUACCCGAAACUCAAAUACGCCGUUCUCGCUUUCCUUGGUCUUUUCGUUUUGUUACAUAAGGAGAACUAG